CAUAGUUGUCAGCAGCAAGGUAUAACUAAAGCGGUUGUGUUCUUUCACUCAGAGAGAAACACCCGCCAUGGGCCCGUCUUCACUCAAGAACCAAGUGACAGCAUUUUCCCCUUGAGAUCUGAGGACAACAAGGUGUUCAUCAAUUGUAAAGCAAAGGGAAACCCAGACCCGCAUUAUAAGUAGGCGCUUGUCCCUUAAACUCUUUAACUUUUCAUACCUUUCCUCUUGUCACUAUUUUAAUUUAGAAUAAUAUUUUGUCCUGUGGCCAUGAUGGUUUAUACUGUCUGAUAGUGAUGAAUAGUCAUUGUGUUUAUGUGUGUUGCUCUACAGAUGGAAGGUUGAUGGGAGAGAUAUUCACAUGGAUUUGAACUACAACCUGGUUGAAGGAAACCUGUUGAUCAAUACCCCCCAUGCAACACAUCAUGGGGGUGUUUACCAGUGUAUUGCUACCAAUGCCUUUGGAACCAUCGUCAGCAGGGAGGCCAAGGUUCAGUUUGCAUGUGAGUAGAUUUGGACUUCUAUCUAAUACAAAGGAACAACAAAACACUGCCAUUUCAGACAUUUAUCUAAACACAAUUCAUUUUCAAGUGUAUUUUUAGAGACAUAUGUCUUAGAGACACAUUCAGUUUUUCUUGUCAUGACACAUCGAGUGAAGACGUGAUUUGCUACGAUUUAACGCACGAUUAAGUACAGCAUAAGCAAAUCAUUCAGGUUAGGAACCCCAAAAGGGUUUUUCCUCUCAUUCUGGAAGCAUGUUUUAAUUUGAGAAGAGCUGUUACUGGGGGUAAUUGCCGUGUUGACAUGCACUAAGCCUGCAGCUCCAUUAGUGAUUAGUGUAAGUCUGAAUCUUAGAAUGGUUUUAACACUGGCUUAAUGUUACACCCUGACUAAAUCACAUCAUCUGGAGCAUUUCAACAACAGAUGGGCACUUUUUCUCUCUCCCUCUCACUCAAAUGCACUGUGAAAUUCACUCCCUCUAUAGAUUGUGAAAAGAUAAACAUAAUUCCAGACUAAAGUUAUCCUAUGAAUCCAUCAACACAUUUAUUUACAUCUCUGGAGAUAAUACCAAGACUAACCCAGUUGUAAUGGUCCACCUAAGGGAUAUGCCUUGGUAGACCUGGUUGGGUGUUCAUGUGUCAAUAGAACAUUGCUUUAUGUUGUUUCAUUUUACAAUGCAGGUUUACUGACAGGCUCAGCUAAUUAACCAAUCCAAACCAAUCCCACAUUACAUUAGGGAAGUUAUAACCGAACUCAGGGGGUAGGGGGUUGUAUUUUUCAUGCAGGAAGUGCUCAUACUUGAUAUUUUCAUUUAAAUGGUGAUAAGCCUUCGGAUGAGAUGAGACUUUAUUAUUGUUGAUAUUUGCCUGCCCCCUCUUGGGAUUUGAAUGAUAUUUCUGAAGGUUUGUGGUCCCUAGUGCUGUCUAUUUUUCCUUAUAAUGCAGCAGCAUAUAAUGAAAAGUGAAAAUGAUCUGUAAACCCAGUUUAGAGAGAGGUAUUUAUGUCUCUCCCUGUUCACACAUAUCACUGGUGGUAUUAACAGGGAAGUAAAGUAAAUGAGGUAUAAGCAAUGUGCAUAGAGAGGAACACGGUCUUCAAAAUUAAAAUGCCCUCUCUAAAUUCUCACUGCACUGUAGAGGGGGUUCAACUAUAGACAUCUGAAAGUGAUCAAAGCCCCUUUGUCUUUACCUCCCCACAGAUCUGCAGAACUUCAGCAGAAAGCCCAGGAACACAGUGUCAGUGAGAGAAGGCCAGGCUGUGGUGCUACUGUGUGGCCCUCCACCCCAUAACGGAGGUACCACACUCUUAGAAAAAAAGGUGCUAUCUAGAACCUGAAAGGAUUCUUUGGCUGUCCCCAUAGGAGAACCCUUUGAAGAAGCCUUUUUGGUUCUAGGUAGAGCCUUUUUGGGUUCCAUGUAGAACCCUUUCCAUGGAUGGUUCUACAUGGAACCCAAAAGGGUUCUACCUAGAACCAAAAAGGGUUCUAUCUGGAACCAAAAAGGGUGCUCCUAUGGGGACAGCUGAAAAACCCUUUUGGAACCCUUUUUUCUAAGAGUGUUUAACACUUUGCAUCCUCAACCCUUACAGAUUCUAUGCUGCUUCACUCUCACUCACGCCCCAGCUAUCUUAUGGUUCUUCACUCUCAUACCCACUUUCUUUCCCCAACACUGCUGCACGUCUUUGCUCUCAUAUCUACUAUUUCUUCUCACUUCUUGUCUUUCAUAUUCUGCUCUCUCUCUCUUCCUUUUAUGAUCAUUCCUACUGGACUGUAGCAGGAUCACUCAUCUUCCUGAACUCUCCCCAAACUCCAAAUGCCUUUACAUCCUCAGUUCAUACCCUCACACUUCAUGGCCUCAAGCUCACUUUUUCCCAAUGUGACCCGCUACCAUGCUGUCAUUUGUAAAGCCUCCGGCGCUCCACUUCCUUCCAUAGCGUCAGGUUUUUUCAGUGUAGACUGGGUAUCUGUGGGUAAUAAAGGCUCCUGGUGGCUGGUGUGUCGGGGGGGGGGGGGGGGAUCGUUUAUCCCGUGGCACAGCUGUGAGUCUGUUCCGUGUCUGUGUGCUGCUGAUUAGCAGACCCUCAAAGUGCCCCGCACUCCUGAAGCCAUUCCGCACCACUACCACAAUUUCACGCCAGCGCACCAGCAUUUCUCCACUCUCUGUUUCCAACUGAAUCAAUGGCCACAAGGGAUUCAAACCGUACCUUUUCACAAUCUGUCCUCCUUUUCCCCAAAAUGCCUUCAUCUCUUUAUUUUAUAUUUUCCAGUUUUUCUUCCAGAUAGACAUUUGAUGGGAUUGUGUUUCACAAUGCCGCUGUCUCCAGGUGGAUGUCAAAGGAAGGGCAUAAAUGCUUGAAUUGGAGAACAAUGCUGUGGAUUUUAUAUCCAAGCAAACAUGUUUGUUUUCUGCCAUAACCUGCAGUAAUGUCAAACCAAUUUAGUGCAAGUUAAUGCUUAUACAGAAAUACACAGAGCCAUAUAAAUAGGAGAUACAUGUUAUUUGAAGCAACUUUGAGCCAUCAGUAGUAGGUGUUCUAAAAUGGUCUGUGUUCAGUGUUAAAUUCUGCGAGUCCUCUGUUGCUGUGAGACCAAAACCCUUCAGCAGAACCACUCCAUAAUACUCUCUAAUCAUGAAAGGUCUGUCACUCUGCCCUGACUUUCACUAUGAUCCUUUUUAAUUCACUGUUUCCCUGAAGGAAGCAAUAUGAUGUUUUACUGUCUGCCCAGUCAAAAGACUGACUGCAGGAUGUAAUGUGUUUCUGAUCAGAGGGGCUCUAACACCCCAGCCCAUCCUACCCUCCCUGUCCCCUAAGAAGCUCUUAAUUUGACAUUGAUGUCUCCAGAUCCCGCUGCUCCAUGCCCCCCCCCCCCCCCCCACCCCCCCUCCCCUGUCUCUCUUUCACUCUCUCUCUCAUUAAAGGGAGGCCGAGUCUAAAGGCUGUCAGGACAAAAAGGACCCAGCCUAGAUUACGAUAAUGUUUUUGAACUUAUAAAUUACUCCACUGUCUGUGUGAUCGGCACAAGCCUGUGGCACUGACCCUUAAUACGUGUGGGAGGAGGUUGCUAUCUGGGCUAACUGAAAAUGGAAUUCAAUAGUGUAUCCAAAUCUCUGCUUACUCUCUGAAAUGCUUGGAGAUGUGAAAAGAGCAAGGUUCAGCCAUGUUAAGCUGUUGAGCUAAAAAUCAUAACAUUAUUGAAUGAUGCAUUAUUAAAUUAUAAACUGUUUGAAAUACUGCUGUUGAGUAUGUCGAUGGCAACAGUACUCACAGACUAGAAUGUCAUGACUGUCAUGGAUGUGCUACCAUCUGUUUAGUGUAACUGCUUUGUGAACUGCCCCCUGCACAUAUCUGGCAUGGGAAAUGGCAAAGUCUUAUCACACUGUCUAAAUGCAAUGUUAAUAGAUAUUAUAAGAUGCAACUACUGUAUGUCUCCACCCUUUUUAUAGCUACAGUACAGGUACAAGAAUCUAACCUAAUCUAUUGUCUAUUCUUAGUUUCACCACACUGGCAGAUUUUAUAAUGUCAUUGGCACAAGUAUCUCUUCCUUUGUCAAUACCCACGAUCCUCUGUGGUCGCUGCUGUCUGUGCUCUUCCUCUGCAGAGAUCAAAUACUCGUGGGUUUUCAACGGACGCCCAAGUUUCCUGCUGCAGGAUACCCGCCGCUUUAUCUCCCAGAGGACUGGCAACCUGUACAUUGCCAAGGUGGAGGCCUCCGAUGUGGGGAACUACACGUGUGUGGUGAGGAACAUGAUGACCAACGCCACCGUGUACAGCUCACCCACCCCUGUGGUGCUGCGCAGGGACGGUGAGCAUGCUCCACUGCCUUCACUAGCUCCACUGGCUACUGCUUAUCCUGCAUGCUGAACUUGCCUGUACCGUUGAGGGGUGUGAAAGCUAAGGAGAUAAAUCAGUCAUCUUGAGCGUGACAGUGUUUGUUUAGCUGCUGCUCGGGAGCAGGAGCGGGGUUGUGCAGUAUUCACACUACAGAGCUGUAGGUCUGAUACCGCAUUCAAAACAACUGGGAACUCAGAAAAAUACGAGGUCAAAUCAUGACGCCAGUGAUCUUCAGGUCGGAAAGUUGGAGCUCUAGAAAGAGGCCCGUGUUGGCUGACCGUUGAAAGCGAUUUUUCCCAGUCGGAGCUAGUUUUUUUCAGAGUUCUCAGUUGUUUUGAACGCACUGAAGUCGGAAGUCUGAGAUUUACGAGUUCCCAGUUCCCAGUUGUUUUGAACGCGGCAUGAAAAGUAAUCCCUCCCUCUGCAUGAAAAUACAUGUUUACGCAUUUACAUAUCCAGAACUGUAGAGUACAUAGACACACACAGAAACACAUACAUGCACAUGCACACAAACACGUUUCUGCACAGGGAGAUUCACCUCACCAACCCCAUUACUACUGAAUAUACAGCGUGUGCCACUUAAGAUUUGAGCUGGAGCAGAGAUGUUAUAAAGCAUAUGUUGUAAAGCAUAUUAACACGCAGGCUUGGCCUUUACCAACCUGCUCUGUGCCACAGUUCUGGCAUUUAAUUUGAAUUAUAGAACGCAACGUUCAUUUUGUGUUUGAAUUAAUGUGAUGUUCUUUCACCUCACACAGCUGUAAUGGGAGAGUAUGAGCCAAAGAUCGAAGUUCAGUUCCCCGAAACUCUUCAUGUCACCAAAGGAUCAUCAGUGAAACUGGAAUGUUUUGCCUUAGGAAAGUAGGUCUCAAAUCAAAUCAAAUUUAAUUUGUCACAUGUGGCGAAUACAACGGGUGUAGACUUAACCGUGAAAUGCUUGCUUAGGAGCCCUUCCCAACGAUGCAGAGUUUUAAAAAAUGGUCAGAAAAAGAACAAUUGUAACACAAGAUGAAUAAAAUACACAAGAAUGGAGCUAUGUACAGGGAGUACAAGUACCAGAUCACUGUGAAGAGGUACGAGGUAUUUGAGGUAGAAAUGUACAUGAAGGCAGGAUAAAGUGACUAGGUAUCAGAAUAGAUAAGAGUAAAAUAAAGAAUAGAGUAGCAGCAGCAAAUGAUGACUGUGUAUGUGUGUGUGUGUUAUGUGUGUGUGCGUAUGUAGUGUAUGUGAAUGUGUGUGAGUGUGUAUAUAGUGUGUAUACUGAGUGUACAAAACAUCAAUGACACCUGCUCUUUCCAUGGCAUAGACUAACCAUGUGAAUCGAGGUGAAAGCGAUGAUCCCUUAUUGAUGUCACUUGUUAAAUCCACUUCAAUCAUUGUAGAUGAAGGGGAGGAGACAUGUUAAAGAAGGAUUUUUAAGCCUUGAGACAAUUGAGACAUGGAUUGUGUAUGUGCCAUUCAGAGGGAGAAUGGGCAAGACAAAAUAUUUAAGUGCCUUUGAACAGGGUCUGGUAGUAGGUGCCAGAUGCAUCGGUUUGAGUGUGUCAGGAACUGCAACGCUGCUGGGUUUUUCAAGCUCAAUAGUUUCCCGUGUGUAUCAAGAAUGGUCCACCACCCAAAGGAUAUCCUCCAGACAACUUGACACAACUGUGGGAAGCAUUGGAGUCAACAAUUGCCAGCAUCCUUGUGGGAUGCUUUCGACACCUUGUAGAGUCCAUGCCCCAAUAAAUUGAGGCUGUUUUGAGGGCAAAAGGUGGUGGGGGGGGGGUGUCCUUAAUGUUUUGUACACUCAGUGUAUAGUCUUGUGAGUGUGCAUAGAGUCAGUGCAAGAUAGCGUUAGUGCAGAUAGUUCGGGUAACCAUUAAUCAACUGCGAUCAUUAGCAAGCACACUGUAGCAGCGUCACAUAGUCAUUGCAUAUGGAAUUUCAUAUUCUGAGAAUGUACUGUAUUAGUCAUUGGCCAGACAUCUCCCAUGGCACACAACAAUAUUAGAUAUCUAUGUCUGGCAACUAAUGUAUUAAUAAUAAGUGUCAGUAUGAAGCAUGUGGCUCUGGUGACCUUUCCUGCCUGACCUCGCCAGCCCAGUGCCUUCCAUCACAUGGAGGAGAACAGAUGGGAAUCCCCUCCCUGGCAAGAUCAAAAUCAAUCAUUCCAACGGGGUCCUGGAAAUACCAUAUUUCAGACUGGAGGAUGCUGGUGUAUAUGAGUGUGUUGCAGAGAACUCCAGAGGAAAGAACAUUGCCAAAGGACAACUCAUAUUCCAGAGUAUGAUCACUCACAACAUAUAUAGAUGAACAGUUGUAUGUUGCUUUUGUGAUACAGUUGAAGUCAGAAGUUUACAUACACUUAGGUUGGAGUCAUUAAAACUCGUUUUUCAACCACUCCACAAAUGUCUUGUUAACAAACUAUAGUUUUGGCAAGUCGGUUAGGACAUCUACUUUGUGCAUGACACAAGUAAUUUUUCCAACAAUUGUUUACAGACAGAUUAUUUCACUUAUAAUUCACUGUAUCACAAUUCCAGUGGGUCAGAAGUUUACAUACACUAAGUUGACUGUGCCUUUAAACAGCUUGGAAAAUUCCAGAAAAUGAUGUCAUGGCUUUAGAAGCUUCUGAUAGGCUAAUUGACAUCAUUUGAGUCAAUUGGAGGUGUACCUGUGGAUGUAUUUCAAGGACUACCUUCAAACUCAGUGCCUCUUUGCUUGACAUCAUGGGAAAAUCAAAAGAAAUCAGCCAAGACCUCAGAAGAAAUGUUGUAGACCUCCACAAGUCUGGUUCAUCCUUGGGAGCAAUUUCCAAACGCCUGAAGGUACCACGUUCAUCUGUACAAACAAUAGUACGCAAGUAUAAACACCAUGGGACCAUGCAGCCAUCAUACCGCUCAGGAAGGUCUCCUAGAGAUGAACGUACUUUGGUGCGAAAAGUACAAAUCUAUCCCAGAACAACAGCAAAGGACCUUGUGAAGAUGCUGGAGGAAACAGGUACAAAAGUAUCUAUAUCCACAAUAGAACGAGUCCUAUAUCAACAUAACCUGAAAGGCCGCUCAGCAAGGAAGAAGCCACUGCUCCAAAACCGCCAUAAAAAAGCCAGACUACGGUUUGCAACUGCACAUGGGGACAAAGAUCGUACUUUUUGGAGAAAUGUCCUCUGGUCUGAUUAAAUAAAAAUAGAACUGUUUGGCCAUAAUGACCAUUGUUAUGUUUUGGAUGAAAAAGGGGAACGCUUGCAAGCCGAAUAACACCAUCCCAACCGUGAAGCAUGGGAGUGGCAGCAUCAUGCUGUGGGGGUGCUUUGCUGCAGGAGGGACCGGUGCACUUCACAAAAUAGAUGGCAUCAUGAGGAAGGAAAAUUAUGUGGAUAUAUUGAAGCAACAUCUCAAGACAUCAGUCAGGAAGUUAAAGCUUGGUCGCAAAUGGGUCUUUCAAAUGGACAAUGACCCCAAGCAUACUUCCAAAGUUGUGGCAAAAUGGCUUAAGGACAACAAAGUCAAGGUAUUGGAGUGGCCAUCACAAAACCUCAAUCCUAUAGAAAAGUUGUGGGCAGAACUGAAAAAGCGUGUGCGAGCAAGUUGGCCUACAAACCUGACUCAGUUACACCAGCUCUGUCAGGAGGAAUGGGCCAAAAUUCACCCAACUUAUUGUGGGAAGCUUGUGGAAGGCUACCUGAAACGUUUGACCCAAGUUAAACAAUUUACAGGCAAUGCUACCAAAUACUAAUUGAGUGUAUGUAAACUGCUGACCCACUGGGAAUGUGAUGAAAGAAAUAAAAGCUGAAAUAAAUCAUUCUCUCUACUAUUAUUCUGACAUUUUACAUUCUUAAAAUAAAGCGGUGAUCCUAACUGACCUAAGACAGGGAAUUUUUACUAGGAUUAAAUGUCAGGAAUUGUGAAAAACUGGGUUUAAAUGUAUUUGGCUAAGGUGUAUGUAAACUUCCGACUUCAACUGCAGGUGAUAAUGAUUUUAACUGUACAUAAGCAUACAGGAUUUCCUCAUUUUAUUUCCCAUGCUUGUAGAUGCUUAUUUGUGUAAUAAUGAAACAAUUCAAAAACUAUAAUUGGGUUUUCAACAUUAAAUUCCUAAAUAGAACUAAUAAUAACUAACAAUUCCUUGAAUGGUAAUGGGCUUAUCUGUCUUUUGUCAACGUUUAGCUAAAAAAGUCUAAUUAACAUUUAGGGGCCAUAAAUUAUGGAUACAUUAUGGUCAUAAGUCAGGCCUGAAAAACCUUUUGCUCACAUUAUAAUGACAAGAUAAUCUGGAAUUAAUUUGUACCAAUUAACCUUUCUGUUUAGUCAUUCUGAAGUAGCUAAGCUGUUGUCUUGCCAACUUGAAUACUGCCAAUAGCCAGUUGGUCCUUAGAGAAAAAUACAAAUGGCAUCCCAAGCUUAGGGCAGCUUCCAGCUCUGCCAUAGUGCUAUUGUUUGUGCCAUUAUUUAUUUUAGGACGACUUAGGCCAAUAAAGACCUGUUUUGCAUUGGAACUGUCAAUAUAAAGGCUGACAUUUUGUCACUAAAUCGUGUUCUUUAUUCUCCAGGUGUUGAACAUCUGCACUGGGUCCAGACGUUGAAAGAUGCUCAGAUGGCCAUCGAGGCUAAUCUCCAGUGGGAGUGCAGGGCGAGCGGUAAGCCUAAGCCUGUGUACAGAUGGCUGAAGAAUGGGGAGCCCUUGGUGCUGGAGGUGAGAAUGACUUGCUAACAUUGUACUUAGCAUUUUUAUGUGUCAUUGUCAUAUUCCAUUAAGAACUAUUCUACCCAUCUUAAGACCCCUUUUUCAUCUCAGAUCAAAGACAUGAGAUCAAACAUUAAGCCGGUUUUCAUUUCAAAAGUCUACCCAUCACAAGGUUUGCUGCAAAGGUCACACUAUCAUAAGAUAGAUGAUAUCCAAAUUACACUGCAGAAAAAUCCUGAUUGACAUUUGUUUCUGCUAAAUCUACAUGACCAAAAUAUAAAAAUUCUUGUUGACAGUUUGUGUGAACAUUUGUAUUGUUCAGAUACUGAUCUUCCUAGGUUAUACAUUUAUAAAAGUAUCAAUUUAUAUGUUGAGUUUUAUCACACAUCACAUACUAAGGUGUGAUAUUGAGGAUGUAUCGCUCUUGUCACCAGGACAGGAUACUGGUAGAAGGUGGACGAUUGGCCGUAUCCAGGAUCAACCUGUUGGACUCUGGGAUGUACCAGUGUCUGGCAGAGAAUGAACAUGGAGCCAUAUAUGCCAGCGCUGAACUCAAGGUUGUAGGUAAGCAUGUCUGGAGGACUCUAGUCUGGAGUAUUUGUUCUGUCUUGUUUAGAAAGUUGAAGUCAGAGACACCGCAAGGUCAAGACAUUUGUGUAGUAUCACUGUCAGUAGGCAGAACCAACUCCAGAAGAAAAUUAACAGAACCAGUGAAUAUUAGCUGAGCCAUGGUUUUAGCUACAUUUACAUAUUUACUUGAUAAAGAAAGCCAACCAGUGGUUUUUCAUGAAAUACAAUUUAUAUAAUUAACUAGGAUGAUUUUGACAGUUUGGCUAAUGCAUACAGUACAUGCGAUAGCUAGCUGAUGUGCCUCGUCAAAGAGAACAGAAGGGUAGCAACAGGGUUUGUUCUGUUCCCCAUGCAGCCUCUUCACCCGACUUCUCCAACAGUCCUGUGAAGAAGUCCAUGCUGAUCCAGAGAGGGGGGGAGGUGAUCAUGGAGUGCCGUCCCCAUGCGUCCCCUAGGGCCUCUAUCUCCUGGCGGAGAGGGGGAGAGUUUCUGAAGGACAGCAAGAGGUACAGUAACAGUCGUAGUAACCGUACGCAUCACUGCUCAUGCCAUUGAUGGCACGUGUAAAAGGGCCCUUCUCCUGGGGCCGUGCUAGUCUCUAGGACUCAACGCUAUGUCUCUACUUAAGGGGACUGACGUUGCUGUGGUGAGGGGGCUUUUUGCUAACACCCUCUCUUUUGCUUGAAGUUCAAUAGAGAUGUCAAAGACCUUGCCUUUAUCGCUCUCUGUAUGUCUCUGCAUUCAGGGUUGUUCUGUACAACACCAUGACAGUUAUGGUAGGGGCUUUAUGUUGAUUAUGACCUUGGUCUUUCAAUGUUGUAUUCAGCAGUGGCUAUAGAUGCUUCCUUGUAACCGCUCAUGCAAGCCUCACAGCUACACAGGUUCACAGCUCACAAGUUAAUUUGAGGUACUGGUCAUAGCCCCAGAAGGGUUGUGUGGACAGUGUCACUGCUGCAUGGCCCUGCAGCUGAAGAUACGCUAACCUAAUGUCAAUUACUGUACUGUAUGUGGCCCUGCAGUCGUCUGGGAGAAAGGCUCCGCCAAGAGUACGCUGUGGACCAAUGGCUGGAGCAGGCCUCUACAGCCCUGUUCCUGGAGAGCUACCGUCCUGUAGGUUUUCGCUCCAACCCUAAUCUAGCGCACCUGAUUGUAGGAAUUAGCUGGUUGAUAAGCUGAGCCAGGUUAGUUGCAACUGGGUUUGAAGUGAGGACCUGCAGGAGGGUAGCUCUCCAGGAACAGGGUUGGAGAGGGCUGGAGAAUAAUACACUGAGUAUACAAAACAUCAAGAACACCUGCUCUUUCCAUGACAUAGACUGACCAGGUGAAUUCAGGUGAAAGCUAUGAUCCCUUAAUUGAUGUCACUUGUUCAAUCCACUUCAAUCAGUGUAGAUGAAGGGGAGGAGACAGAUUGAAGAAGGAUUUUUAAGCCUUGAGACAAUUGAGACAUGGAUUGUGUAUGUGUGCCAUUCAGAGGGUGAAUGGGCAAGACAAAAUAUUUUAAGUGCCUUUGAACGGGAUAUGGUAGUAGGUGCCAGGCGCACCAGUUUGUGUCAAGAACUGCAACGCUGCUGGAUUUUUCACGCUCAACAGUUUCCUGUGUGUAUCAAGAAUAGUCCACCACCCAAAGGACAUCCAGCUAACUUUACACAACUGUGGGAAGCAUUGGAAUCAACAUGGGCCAGCAUCCCUGUGGAACGCUUUCGACAACUUGUAGAGUCCAUGUCCCCGACGAAUUGAGGCUGUUCUGCGUGCAACUCAAUAUUAGGAAGGUGUUCUUAAUGUUUGGUAUACUCAGUGUAUGUCCAGUAUACUACCGCCUACCCAUGUUAUGAUUUACUCUCUAAUCUCAGUCAGCCGCUAUACAGUAGCUUCUGUAUGUGUGUGUGUGUGUGUUCGUUUGUGUGUUCGUUUGUGUGUGCGUGUGUGUGUGAGUGAGGGUGAGUGGGUGUGAGUUAGUGGUUGAGAGAAGGAGAGGGGGAAAAGGUGAGAGCUUAUUAUCACCAGCAGUAUUCUGUUUAGUGUACUCCUCUCACACCCUGGAAUAUACUCCCUCCAAUUCUGCAUCUUUAAUUUGGGUGGUGUGGUUGAGUCAGACAGAUUGUGAACAGGAGCCUUGGUGAUACUGCUAUGUUAUUCUCCUUAGUGUCCUGCUUUAGGGCUGUGGCCCGAAUCAAUAUGUGCUGCCACAUUUCCAUAGUAUUUCCGUAACUCAGUGGACCUGCCUCAACAUGUGAGCAGAGCGAUUGAUUAGUUACUGUAUCAUAUUCCACGGAGCGGUCAUGGGGAAAAGGAGAAAGAAGUGAUUACACAGGCUGUGCAUCUGGACGAGAAUAGAAAAUGCACGGCGUGGAACGGCGUUUCUUUCUUAAAGCAGAUAGUUAUUUACGUUUGUAUUUGUUUUGCAGCUCAUUGCCCCUCAGGUCAUGUUCUCAGCGCGCCUCCAUCACUCAAUGUUUGAUAUUUUUGUCAAUAAAUCAGCGCAAAGCACCCUGUGUCAGACAUGCUCUCUGGGUCUCAGCUCAGCUGGAGUGAAUACAUAUUUAUUUUUAAGAGCUGCAGUGAAAUUGUUUGAUUUCUGAGCUUGCAGCUCACAGCCUUUGUGUUUGAUUUGCUGAAACAGAAGGUCAUGAUAGCUAGGAGUUCUCAGCAUCAUUUAUGCAUGUGUUUACAUUUUGUUAGAUUAGAAAAUAACGUAGAAGCAUUAGACACCCCGUGGCCUCUGGUGUUUGUGGAAUAUGGCAAACAAUGAAUAGAAACCACUGCUGUGUUAUGAGGUUGCUUUUGUGAUGUACAGUUGAAGUCUGAAGUUUACAUACACUUAGGUUGGAGUCAUUAAAACUCGUUUUUCAAGCACUCCACAAAUUUCAUGUUAACAAACUAUAGUUUUGGCAAAUCGGUUAGGACAUCUACAUUGUGCAUGACACAAGUACUUUUUCCAACAAUUGUUUACAGACAGAUUAUUUCACUUAUAAUUCACUGUAUCACAAUUCCAGUGGGUCAGAAGUUUACAUACACUAAGUUGACUGUGCCUUUAAACAGCUUGGAAAAUUCCAGAAAAUGAUGUCAUGGCUUUAGAAGCUUCUGAUAGGCUAAUUGACAUAAUUUGAGUCAAUUGGAGGUGUACCUGUGGAUGUAUUUCAAGGCCAACCUUCAAACUCAGUGCCUCUUUGCUUGACAUCAUGGGAAAAUCAAAAGAAAUCAGCCAAUACCUCAGAAAAAAAUUGUAGGCCUCCACAAGUCUGGUUCAUCCUUGGGAGCAAUUUCCAAACGACUGAAGGUACCACGUUCAUCUGUACAAACAAUAGUACGCAAGUAUAAGCACCAUGGGACCAUGCAGCCAUCAUACCGCUCAGGAAGGAGACGCGUUCUGUCUCCUAGAGAUGAACGUACUUUGGUACGAAAAAUGCAAAUCAAUCCCAGAACAACAGGAAAGGACCUUGUGUAGAUGCUGGAGGAAACAGGUACAAAAGCAUCUAUAUCCACAGUAAAAUAAGUUCUAUAUCGACAUAACCUGAAAGGCAGCUCAGCAAGGAAGAAGCCACUGCUCCAAAACCGCCAUAAGAAAGCCAGACUACGGUUUGCAACUGCACAUGGGGACAAAGAUCGUACUUUUUUUGAGAAAUGUCCUCUGGUCUGAUGAAACAAAAAUAGAACUGUUUGGCCAUAAUGACCAUCGUUAUGUUUGGAGGAAAAAGGGGGUAGCUUGCAGCCCGAAGAACACCAUCCCAACCGUGAAGCACGGGGGUGGCAGCAUCAUGAUGUGUGGGUGCUUUGCUGCAGGAGGGACUGGUGCACUUCACAAAAUAGAUGACAUCAUGAGGAAGGGAAACUAUGUGGAUAUAUUGAAGCAACAUCUCAAGACAUCAGUCAGGAAGUUAAAGCUUGGUUGCAAAUGGGUCUUCCUAAUGGACAAUGACCCCAAGCAUACUUCCAAAGUUGUGGCAAAAUGGCUUAAGGACAACAAAGUCAAGGUAUUGGAGUGGCCAUCACAAAGCCCUGACCUCAACCCUAUAGAAAGGUUGUGGGCAGAACUGAAAAAGCGUGUGCGAGAAAGGAGGCCUACAAACCUGACUCAGUUACACCAGCUCUGUCAGGAGGAAUGGGCCAAAAUGCACCCAACUUAUUGUGGGAAGCUUGUGGAAGGCUACCUGAAUCAUUUGACCCAAGUUAAACAAUUUAAAGGCAAUGCUACCAAAUACUAAUUGAGUGUAUGUAAACUUCUGACCCACUGGGAAUGUGAUGAAAGAAAUAAAAGCUGAAAUAAAUCAUUCUCUCUACUAUUAUUCUGACAUUUCACAUUCUUAAAAUAAAGUGGUGAUCCUAACUGACCUAAAACAGGGAAUUUUUACUAGGAUUAAAUUUCAGGAAUUGUGAAAAACUGAGUUUAAAUGUAUUUGGCUAAGGUGUAUGUAAACUUCCGAAUUCAACUGUAUAAAGUAAACCACUUUUUAAUCUAGUUUGUUUGUGAAACUUCCACUUUACAUAUUUGGGGAGUAUGGAAAAUGUAUGCACUCACUAACUGUAAGUCGCUCUGGAUAAGAGCGUCUGCUAAAUUACUAAAAUGUAAAAUGUAAAUGUCACAAAUAGAUUAAGUCAAUAUGUGACCGACAACCUCGAUUCGGUGAAAUUUGAAAUUGUGUUUUUUACAUUGGAUAAAAGUAGAGACUCAGAGCUAGAAAAUUGUAUAUUAUACACUACAGCUGAGGAACAAUUGGAAAGUAAUUCUACUUUGAAAGUUGAUCAACUUGUAUCCCCACUUUUGAGAAAAUGGUCCUUGAAUAUUUUGGUACACCUACUGGAGAGCUCUUCUUUGUCUACACCCAUUCAGCAUCGUUCACACCCUCUUAAGCCUUAGCCCCACCCAUCUCUUUAAUGAUUCACAUGUGAGGCCAUGUGGUAAACACACGCUAUAUCAAAUAAAAUGUAAGUUUAUUCGUCACAUGCACAGGAUACAGAAGGUGUAAAUGGUACAGUGAAGUGGUUACUUGCAUAGUAGCAAUAUCAAAAACAGAAAGUGUCCAGAUAAAAAUAUUUCAUUAUUAGAUGACGCUUACCUGACACACUUGUCUAAAUUGAUGGGUCAUGUGAAGGAAAUGCUAUAACCACCCCCCAGCCACAUCUAGCUAAGUGGAUGGGUCACUAUUGUCUAGACAUAUACACAUGUUCAUGAAAUACAGUAGAUGGCCGUAAUCACCCCCAGACACACCUGGCUAAUUUGAUGGGUCAUGUAAUAAUCCAGCCGAAGUGGAGUCUUUUGUUUAGACAUGUAGCUAGCUAGGUAGCUAGCUAUCUAAACAAUGAACCGGCAUAAUCUCAACUCAUACUACUGCCAAUACAAACAUUGUCAUAGCUGUAGUAUGAAUCUGCAGGUAGCUAAAGCUAACAAACUAGGUUCAAUGUUAGCUAGCUAACAUUAGGCUAUAACUAGCAAUGCAAAUGUAUUUCUGAUUCGAAUAAUAUUACUACACAGAUCAUACACGUAACGUUAGCUAGCGAGCCAGCAAGCUAACGUUUGCUAGCUAACUAACAGUAGGCUUUAACUUGCAAUAAAAACGACUUUCUGACAAAAUGUGAAACUUAUAUCUGAAAAUGUAGCUAGACUCUUACCCGUAUACAUGGAUGAACGCUUCAUGGCAGACUGGAACCAUUUAACUCUGUUUUGUUUGUAGCUACAUCUUGUUUGGCCAGCAUUGUGUCAAGUCACUCAGGUUCACACUGACCGUGGCGUGUGCAGAAAGUAGCCCAUCACUUUUUCCAACUGAUCUGUCGAUAGUACCCGCUAAAUUCAGGGCAUCAAAGUUGUUGAGAAAAGUAGCAUAACUUUUGUAGUUCUCGAUGGCUAACGUUAUAUCUUUAAAAAACGGCGUGGUAGAAAGGACUGUCAACACAUACUGAACAGCUCACGUUAUAGACAGAAGCAUGCUACAUGGCAGACCAAUCCAAACUCAUCUCCCAGCAUGUCCAGCCCAUCCAUUAUCUCAGCCAAUCAUGGCUAGCGGGAAGGUUCCUGUGUUUUACAAUUGUAUUCGUAUUUAUGGAUGGAAUACAAGUUUGUUAUUAAGGCACAUGAAAGUUCACGUUCCAGAAGGCAUUUCUGCCCAACAAGCAUUUUGAUAAAAUAUAUAAAUGUUUACGUUCAAAUUACGCUCCUGUGAAGUAGUGACGUGCGACAUACGCCUAGUUUCCUGAAACUAGUCACAUUUUGCUGUCACGAUAAGUAGCCUAUACUAGAGAAAUGUGAAGUUUGCAAUGAAAUACUGUAAGUCUGCUUAUAUUGACUACAAUGGAUGGUUACAAUUGAUAGUUACAACAUUCAAAGUAGUUGUAGUAGUAGUUCUAAGGGUACGGUAAUAAUCCAAAAGUACACUCUUAGAAAAAAGGGUUCCAAAAGGGUUCUUCGGCUGUCUCCAUAGGAAAACUAUUUUUGGUUCCAUGUAGAACCCAGCUCUAAAUCGUCCCUGAUUUGUAUUUCCGUCAUGUGCCUUUUAACCAUUGUUGCUCGAGUUCCCUUGGUUUUUCACUGAGUCCAUACAACCAGCUACAAGAGAGACGGCUCUCUAGUCAUAUCUGCUUUCAUUACCUUUUGGAAAUGACUUUUAGUGUUUCAAUAGGAUCUCAAACAUGAGUCAUUCCUUAUGAAACCAGGACAAAAUAAUUGCAGGAUUUUCACGAAAUUGAAUACAUAGAAUGGUCCUUUGGAGGAAGGAUUUUUGACAUAUUUUUGACAUUUGUAUCUAAAAGCAUAUAAUAAUUAUAAUUAUUCAUCAAAGUUGGCAUAUUUAUGACAUUUUUACCCAGGCCUCCUUUAAGACAAUGUUUCAUCUGUAGGUGCUACAAAGCAAAAAUUGGUGUCAUAUGAAGCUUUACUGCAUGCUCUGUAAUACAAGUAAUAUUUAAAUGUCUAUCUUUUUAUUUUACCAACAGAGUGAAUGUGAAAAUUGAUUCAAAGUGGUGGCCCUCUGCUGGUGAUAUGCAGAAUGUGCAAUUAUACAAGUAAAAGGAGGGUUGUGAUUGGUUACAUUGCCUACUAUGCCAUAUUCUCUGCAUAAAAUUGGCCAGAACUUUAAAAAUACCAGAGAUCGCACUCUGGAAUUUUGAUAUGUCUGUAGAGUAUAUUAUGUUCAACAAUAUAUAGAAAAAAUUGCCAGAUUUAAAAUUGUGUUUUUUCUGUAUUCAUGUACACUACCAGUCAAAAGUUUGGACACACCUACUAAUUCCAGGGUUUUUCUUUUCUUUUUACUAUUUUCUACAUUGUAGAAAAAUAGUGAAGACAUCAAAACUAUGUAAUAACACAUAUGGAAUCAUGUAGUAAACAGAAAAGUGUUAAACAAAUCAAAAUAUAUUUUAUAUAUGAGAUUCUUCAAAUAGCCACCCUUUCCCUUGAUGACAGCUUUGCACACGCUUGGCAUUCUCUCAACCGGCUUCAUGAGGUAGUCACCUGGAAUGCAUUUCAAUUAACAGGUGUGCCUUGUUAAAAGUUAAUUUGUGGAAUUUCUUUCCUUCUUAAUGCGUUCGGGCCAAUCAGUUGUGUUGUGACAAGGUAGGAGUGGUAUACAGAAGAUAGCCCUAUUUGGUAAAAUACCAAGUCCAUAUUAUGGCAAGAACAGCUCAAAUAGCAAAGAGAAAUGACAGUCCAUCAUUACUUUAAGACAUGAAGGUCAGUCAAUCCAGAACAUUCCAAGAACUUUGAAAGUUUCUUCAAGUGCAGUCGCAAAAACCAUCAAGCGCUAUGAUGAAACUGGCUCUCGUGAGGACCGCCACAGGAAAGGAAGACCCAGAGUUCUGCUGCAGAGGAUAAGUUAAUUAGAGUUAACUGCACCUCAGAAAUUGCAGCCCAAAUAAAUGUUUCACAGAGUUCAAGUAACAGACACAUCUCAACAUCAACUGUUCAGAGGAGACUGUGUGAAUCAGGCCUUCAUGGUUGAAUUGCUGCAAAGAAACCAGUACUAAAGGACACCAAUAAGAAGAAGAGACUUGCUUGGGCCAAGAAACAUGAGCAAUGGACAUUAGACCGGUGGAAAUCUGUCCUUUGGUCUGAUGAGUCCAAAUUGGAGAUUUUUGGUUCCAACCGCCGUGUCUUUGUGAGACGCAGAGUAGGUGAACGGAUGAUCUCUGCAUGUGUGCUUCCCACCGUGAAGCAUGGAGGAGGAGGUGUGAUGGUGUGGGGGUGCUUUGCUGGUGACACUGUCUGUGAUUUAUUUAGAAUUCAAGGCACACUUAACCAGAAUGGCUACCACAGCAUUCUGCAGAGAUAUGCCAUCCCAUUUGGUUUGCGCUUAGUGGGAUUCUAAUUUGUUUUUCAACAGGACAAUGACCCAAAACACACAUCCAGGCUGUGUAAGGGCUAUUUGACUGAGGAGAGUGAUGGAGUGCUGCAUCAGAUGACCUGGCCUCCACAAUCACCCGACCUCAACCCAAUUGAGAUGGUUUGGGAUGAGUUGGACCGCAGAGUGAAGGAAAAGCAGCCAACAAGUGCUCAACAUAUGUGGGAACUCCUUGAAGACUGUUGGAAAAGCAUUCCUCAUGAAGCUGGUUGAGAGAAUGCCAAGAGUGUGCAAAGCUGUCAUCAAGGCAAAGGGUGGCUAUUUGAAGAUUCUCAAAUAUAUAUACACUGAUUUGUUUAUCACUUUUUGCUUACUACAUGAUUCCAUAUGUGUUAUUUCAUAGUUUUGAUGUCUUCACUAUUAUUCUACAAUGUAAAAAAUAGUACAAAUAAAGAAAAACCCUUGAAUGAGUAGGUGUGUCCAAACUUUUGACUGGUGCUGCAUAUAUUUUCAAUAUUCAUAAAUUAAUGUUUAAAAUAAAUGGUAUGGAGCAAGCGGUAAAGCUUCAUAUGCCACCAAUUCUUGCUUACUCGUACCUACAGAUGAAACAUUAUGUCGUAAAUAUGCCAAAUUAGAUUCAAAUGUCAAAUAUAGUGUACAAAACAUUAGGAACAUCUAUCAGUGUAGAUUAAGGGGAGGAGACAGGUUAAAGAAGGAUUUGUAAGCCUUGAGACAAUUGAGACAUGGAUUUUGUAUGUGUGCCAUUCAGAGUGUGAAUGGGCAAGACAAAAUAUUUAAGUGCCUUUGAACGGGGUAUGGUAGUAGGUGCCAGGUGCACUGGUUUGAGUGUGUCAAGAACUACAACGCUGCUGGGUUAUUCACGCUCAACAGUUUCCCGUGUGAAUCAAGAAUGGUCCACCACCCAAAGGACAUCCAGCCAACUUGGCACAACUGUGGGAAGCAUUAACGUCAACACGGGCCAGCAUCCCUGUGAAACACCUUCGACACUUUGUAGAAUCCAUCCCGCCGACAAAUUGAGGCUGUUCUGACGGAAAAAGGGGUUGCAACUCAAUAUUAGGAAGGUGUAUGUCAACAUCCCUCCAAAGGACCAUUCUAUGGAUUUCUGAAACCAUGGUCUUUUUUUGUCCUGGUUAUUUGAGGAAUCACUCACAUGUUCAAAAAAAUAAAAUAAUGAUAAGGCUGCAGGUAAAGAUUCUUGUUAGUGAAUCAUCUCUCUCCUUUACUCUGCUCUCUUCUCUGUUCUCAUUUUUGUCUUAGUGUCCCGCUGUGGAUCCUAUUAAAAUAUGCAUUUAAUAUUUUGUGCUGUCAAUAGCAUGGCAACUCUACAACAAAUCUGUUCUGCUUCAACUAAGAUAAUUGCUCUCUGCAAAUGUGCUUGUAGAGAAUUCAAUCUUCCAGAUAAUUACGUUUUUAUUCAUGAAAUAGUUGUCAUUCAAACUACAACAUGGAUAUAGGAAUGGAUGUGAUAUGAAGGUAUUGAUGUAAUUGUAUGUUUUCAUCAUUUAUCAAUCACUAAUAUAGUAUUUAUAAUCCCUAUAUAACCCAGUGAGGGCUAUCAAAUUAUUAUUGAUCCUGAUAACAACAGUUGUCUGUUCUUUAAUUCUUGUCAGACGGACCAUCAUGGAGGAUGGAACUCUCCGUAUCAGCAACAUCAGCGAAUCAGACGGAGGGAGGUACACCUGUGUGGCCAGGAACCCCUUUGGGACAUCAAGCAGUACUGGCACUCUGGUGGUGAAAGGUACUUUUCCGGACACAGAUUUCACUACCUUUUAAGCAGAUGGUUUAAACCUGUUUAGAGAAAAAAAAUACUAAGCCAAGCAUGAAAUUGAUAAUGAAAUGUAUAGUUGUUUUAUGUUCCUGCUGGUUUGACAGAAACAUAACUCAUCCUUGGUUUUGUCAGCUGUGAGUUAUUGUUCACACAGCGGAGGGUAGAAAAUCCCUAUAUCUAUAGUAGUGAGGAGAGAGAUGUUCUGUUCCAUCCAAGUCAGACAUUGCAUGUUAAUUUAAAAAGAGCUGCUGCUGCAGUUUUCGAUUUGGCUGUUUUAAUAACUGAUGGUUAUACAUGGAUUAUUCAUUUUUUUCUUAAUUUGACACAAUGAUUGCAUUUAGUUGAAUUGUUCAGUCUCAAGACUAUAUCAAUAAAAAAACACAUGUAAUAGGGUUGAGAGGAAGAGAAGUGGAGCAAAUUAAGAUCAAUUUGUUACAUUAAUAGCAGGGGAGGUUGCCUCUGCAUUGAACCAUCUUGUCUAAAGUAUAUUUUGUCUAGCAGCAAGUUUAUAUGAAUAUUCAAGACAUGUAGCAUGGGUCCAGUUACACAUGAUUCUGUGUGUUUGUUUUUCUGUGUUCUCAAAUAGAGCCAACCAAGAUAAUAGUUCCACCGCUGAGUGUGGAUGCCACUGUGGGAGAGAGCAUCGUGUUGCCAUGUGAAGUGUCUCGAGACUCCUCCCUGGAUCCCACCUUUAGGUGGUUCUUCAACGGAAAGCUCAUCGAUUUCAACCGACAGGACCACUUUGAGAUGAUAGGAGUGGUAUGUACCUACUAUCUGUACUGUACAGGAGACAGCACACAGUAGUCUCUGCUCACAAGCUUCAUAGCUUGUACUGUAAAGCUACACCUUAUAUGAACAUGUUAGAAUAUUUACAACCUCCGCACACAAGCAUCCUAAAUUGUACAGUAACAGUACACCAACACCUACAGGGCAUUCAGAAAGUAUUCACACCCUUGACUUUUUACAACCUACAUUUAAAAUUCAUUAAGUUGAGAUUUUGUGUCACUGGCCUACACACAAUACCCCAUAAUGUCAAAGUGGAAUUAUGUUUUUUGAAAUUUUUACAAAUUAAUAAAAAAGGAAAAGCUGAAAUGUCUUAAGACAAUAAGUAUACAACCCCUUUGUUAUGGCAAGCCUAAAUAAAUUCAGGAGUAAAAAUUAGCUUAACAAGUCACAUAAGUUGCAUGGACUCAAUAAUAAUGUUUAACAUGAUUUUUGAAUGACUACCUCAUCUCUGUACCCCACACAUACAAUUAUCUGUAUGGUCCCUUAGUCGAGCAGUGAAUUUCAAACACAGAUUUAACCACAAAGAGCAGGGAGUUUUUUCCAAUGCCUCGCAAAGAAGGGCACCUAUUGGUAGAAAAGCAGACAUUGAAUAUCCCUUUGAGCAUGGUGAACUUAUUAAUUAUACUUUGGAUGGUGUAGCAAUACACCCAGUCACUACAAAGAUACAGGCGUCUUUCCUAACUCAGUUGCCGGAGAGGAAGGAAACCGCUCAGGGAUUUCACCAUGAGGCCAAUGGUGACUUUAAAACAGUUACAGAGUUCAAUGGCUGUGAUAGGAGAAAACUGAGGAUGGAUCAACAAAAUUGUAGUUACUCCACUGUAACGAUCUCGGCUCGACAGACGCUGGGAGACGGGAAGCAAGUACAGGGUGAUGAUUUAAUAAAUAAAAGACAUGGAACAAAACACAGACAGCGUCUGGACAGGAGAAACGUAACGACAUUAAUGCAGACACGGGGAUCAAACUGGGGAACAGACAGAUAUAGAAGGGGCAAUCAACAAAGUGAAGGAGUCCAGGUGAGUCCAAUGAGCGCAGAUGCGCGUAACGAUGGUGACAAAUGUGCGUAAUGAUGGGCAGCCUGGCGUCCUCGAGCGCCAGGGAGGGGGAGUGGGUGCAGGCGUGACAUCCACAAUACUAACCUAAAUUACAGUAUUAAAAAGAGGAAGCCUAUACAGAAUACAAAUAUUCCAAAACAUGUAUCCUGUUUGCAGUAAUGCACUAAAGUAAAACUGCAAAGAAUUUGGCAAAGAAAUUAACUUUAUGUCCUGAAAGCAAAGCGUUAUGUUUGGGGCAAAUCUAACACAACACAUAAAGCAUGGUGGUGGUGGCUGUAUCAUGGUUAUGGGUAUGCUUGUCAUCGGCAAGAACUAGGGAGUUUUUUGGGGGAUAAAAAGAAACGGAAUAGAGGUAAGCACAGGAAAGGUCCUAGAGGAAAACCUGGUUCAGUCUGCUUUCCAACAGACACUCUGAGACAAAUUCACCUUUCAGCCCAAAACACAAGGCCAAAUAUACACUGGAGUUGCUUACCAAGAUAACAUUGAAUUGUUCCUGAGUGGCCUAGUUACAGUUUUGAAUUAAAUUGGCUUGAAAAUCUAUUGAUGUCUCGUAAUGAUAAAUAACCAAUUUGACAGAGCUUGAAGAAUAAAAAAAAUAUUAUACUUGCAAAUAUUGUACAAUCCAGGUGUGCAAAGCUCUUAGAGACUUACCAGAAAGACUCCUUCCUAGCUGUAAUCGCUGCCAAAGGUGAUUCUAUCAUGUAUUGACUUAGCGGUGUGAAUACUUAAUGUAAAUAAAAUAUUUCUGUAUUUCAGUAAAUUUGCAAAGAUUUCUAAAAACAUGUUUUCACUUUGUCAUUAUGGGGUAUUGUGUGUAGAUGGGUGAUUUCAAAAAAAAUAUUUUAUCCAUUUUGAAUUCAGCCUGUAACAACAAAAUGUGGAAUAAGUCAAGGGUUAUGAAUACUUUCUGAAGGCACUUGGGGUCAGACAAGAAAAUUGCAUUUAACAUGGAGACCUGGCCAGGUAAAACCUGUGGACAUUAAGAUGAAAACCCCCAGUCUGUUGCUGAUCUUAUGAGUAAAUCACCUGACACUCCAGUGAACAAAGGCACACAAAUCUGUCUGACUACAGGAUUUAUCCUCUGGUCUGCUGAGCACACAAAUACCCUGCACUAAAAUGGCCUGUAUAACACUGACAUUUUCACUGUGAGCAUCAUUUGGCAGAGCUCUUAAACUUCAGGAAGUUUUUUUUUUUUAACACAAGGAGUGUUGAUAUCAUUGUCACUCCAGUGUUCCUACCUGCUCUUUUCUCUCACUGUUGUACGUAGCCUGACCUAGGUCUUUCUGCUACUGCAAUAGCAUACAGGGGAUAAAACAUCUAUCAUAAUGUAUAAGUGGUACAAAAGUUGGUACACAGCUGGAAAAAUAUAUAUUGAAUGACUGUAUUUUGAGACACUAGUAUUGUUUUUUUAUUUCUGUUCUAUUGUCAUCAGGGAUCAGCUGGUGAUCUGAUGGUCAGGAAUAUUCAGCUAAAGCAUUCUGGGAAGUAUGUGUGCAUGGUACACACCGUGGUGGACAGUGUCUCAGCAGCAGCCGACCUGAUUGUCAGAGGUACGCACGCACUUCCUCCCUGUGAUGAUACUUUGUAUUACAGGCACGCUGUAGCACCCAUAAAGAUAUACCAUAUCUAGGGUAGCACCCAUCUAAAGAGGAAUUAGACAACCUCAGACAUGAUCACCCUUUCUAUUAAUUCGCUUUACUUCAGUCAACUAUUCUGGGUGACAUUCAUUCAGUGUUAAAUAAUGACUACAGGAGCAUCUGAAAAUCAAUGCAUAAAUCUUCCUCUUCUCCUUCAUUUUGGAAUCCUUUUUUGUUUCCCCUCAUCAACUGAAGGAUCUUUAGCUCUGCUGUGUGAAAUAUUAAAUGUCUCUCUCUUUUGUGGGCAGACUUGUCUGCCUUGCAUGAAACUGCUCUAACCGUACCAUCCUGUUUUGGCUGACACAAUAGAAUUCUUUGACAGUGGUUGUCCUUGUCUCCCUGUUCUGUCCCUGUGCUGCUGGUUAUUUCAGGUGCCCCCGGUGCCCCAGAGGGCCUUAUUGUGGGGGAAAUCACUGACUCCACUGUCCAGCUCUCCUGGGAGUCUGGGCCUGACAACCACAGCCCUGUUAUCACAUACAGCAUCCAGGCCAGGACCCCCUUCUCCAUUGGCUGGCAGGCCGUCAGGACAGGUAGCUACAAUGCCAGCCCAUCCUUCACGGACACUGUUUACAGAUGUAGGAUCUUAAUUUGAUCUGUUGCAGGAGAAUGUUCUUGCAAUGCAGGAAAUGUAAAACUUGUAGUGUAUUUGAGGUUUAAAAAGGCUUCUGAAGUUAAUUUGUAAUUUCCACUUUAAAAUGUCUAUACUAUCAGAAUACUGUGGGAACAGUUAGAUUUGGGGAUGAAUGAUGUGAAGAGGAGUAUUUAUUUUUAAUCAUUCGUUAUCUUUGGGGCCUUCAUGGAUAAGUUAUAUUAACAUGAAUUGUAUCACAGGCAGUCUUUGAUAACAUGAAUGUGUUUUGUUGUUGGAUGAGAAUUAAUAUGUAUUUAAAUUCUAAAUUCUUUAAUCCUAGUUCCUGAUUCUGUGCCUGGACAGAUGUUUCAUGCAACGGUGAUAGAUUUGAAUCCCUGGGUGGAUUAUGAAUUCAGGGUGGUGGCUAUCAACAAUGUGGGUGUUGGAGAGCCCAGCAUGCAAUCCAAGCAGAUUCGAACAAAAGGAGCAGGUACAUUCUCAUUCCUCUUUCUUCUUGUGGUGAAUCUAUCAACCCCGCAGUGGAAAUGUAAUUUAACGGUGAUUAGUUUCAUUUUGCAUUGAGUGUUCCGUACAGCCCCUGAUGAAUUUCACCAUAUAGAACCCACAUUCACUUUUCAAGCCAAUCCAUUGGUUAUUGUGCCUUUCUCAUCGCUAAAUACGUCUAAUGAAGACAGAAUCAGCUCUGUUCCAAUUUGACUGACACAGAGACAGAUGUUAAUGAUUUGCCUAAUAGGAAAAGAAAGUGAGAGAUAAUUUAUUCAUGUAUUUAGACCACAUGGCCUAUCUAUCCAUGUGGAUAUUGACACUUGAAACUUUUGCUCAUCAGAUUAGGAGGCAUCAUACCUUUUAAGCAUUUAGAUGCUGUGUACAUCAGCACUCAGGAAAUCCUGCCAUUAUGUCUAAUGAAGACAGAAUCAGCUCUGUUCCAAUUUGACUUACACAGAGACAGAUGUUAAUGAUUUACCUAAUAGGAAAAGAAAGUGAGAGAUAAUUUAUUCAUGUGUUUAGACCACAUGGCCUAUCUAUUCAUGUGGAAAUUGACACUUUAAACUUUUGCUCGUCAGAUUAGAACUAUCCGAGCAGGAGGCAUCAAACCUUUUAAGCAUUUAGAUGCUGUGUACAUCAGCACUCAGGAAAUCCUGCCAUUAUUAAUUCAUGUCAGCAGCAUCAACAGGCGCUGUGUGAAAUACCCACGCAUGCCAUAAGGCAAUGACUUGAAAGUGUCUAUUUUGAGUGGGUUAUCAGAGUGGUUCUGCCUGGCUCACUGAAUCACAAGGGAGGAGUACUCCUGCAGUGUGAUACACUGUAGUAACAGCAGUAGCAUGCACUGGCGCUCGUGCCACUAUCAACCCUAAUUUAAUUACAUAUAAAAACCAAGCCUUUGCUCUGUGAAUGUAGGAAACCGUAUUGGAAUUAGGGGCACUAUGAUAGUGAUAUCAAGGCUUCUGUAUGGUUUCGGAGUAGUAGGGAUUCAAAUUCAUGCCUUUUCUCCAAGGAAAACACACCCUGAUAUUGGACACUGUUGUUGUUUUUGUCCGUCCAGUUCCUGAAGUAGCACCAGGUAAUGUGAGUGGAGGAGGAGGAAGGCGAGGAGAACUAGUUAUCCAAUGGGAGGUAAGCUUGCUGAUCAUCACAGACUUAUAGAAUACGUCUUUAUUGUGACAGAUUGUUUUCUAAUCACUCUUCUUUUUUACUUUUUUUUUGUAUUAUUUAUUUGUUUUCCCUUGUAAACUCAGCAAAAAAAGAAACGUCCCUUUUUCAGGACCCUGUCUUUCAAAGAUCAUUUGUAAAAAUCCAAAUAACUUCACAGAUCUUCAUUGUAAAGGGUUUAAACACUGUUUCCCAUGCUUGUUCAAUGAACCAUAAACAUUUAAUGAACAUGCACCUGUGGAACGGUCGAAACAUAGGACACUAAAGAGGCCUUUCUACUGACUCUGCCACGUGUAACAACACCUGCACAGGAUCGGUACAUCCGAACAUCACACCUGCGGGACAGGUACAGGAUGGCAACAACAACUGCCCGAGUUACACCAGGAACGCACAAUGCCUCCAUCAGUGCUUAGACUGUCCGCAAUAGGCUGAUAGCGGCUGGACUGAGGGCUUGUAGGCCUGUUGUAAGGCAGGUCCUCACCAGACAUCACCGGCAACAACGUCGCCUAUGGGCACAAACCCACCGUCGCUGGACCAGACAGGAUUGGCAAAAAGUGCUCUUCAAUGACGAGUCGCGGGUCUGUCUCACCAGGGGUGAUGGUUGGAUUCGCGUUUAUCAUAGAAGGAAUUAGCGUUACUGUCACGUUCGUUCAUCGACGGGUCAGACCAAGGCGCAGCGUGAUAUGCAUACAUGUUUAUUAAAUGAAUAAACACAACGACAAAACAAUAAACCAACGAUACGUGACGUCCUAAGGUACACACAACAAACCUCACACGGAACAAGAUCCCACAACCCACUAGUGCCAAUAGGCUGCCUAAGUAUGGUCCCCAAUCAGAGACAACGAGCGACAGCUGCCUCUGAUUGGGAACCACACCGGCCAACAUAGAUCUAGACAUACUAGACUAUAAACAUAGAUCUACACCACAUAGAAAAUCACACCCUGACUCAACAAAUAAGAGUCCCCAGAGUCAGGGCGUGACAGUUACACUGAGGCCUGUACACUGGAGCGGGAUCGAUUUGGAGGUGGAGGGUCCGUCAUGGUCUGGGGCGGUGUGUCACAGCAUCAUCGGACGGAGCUUGUUGUCAUUGCAGGCAAUCUCAAUGCUGUGCGUUACCUCCUACCUCAUGUGGUACCCUUCCUGCAGGCUCAUCCUGACAUGACCCUCCAGCAUGACAAUGCCACCAGCCAUUCUGCUCGUUCUGUGUGUGAUUUCCUGCAAUACAGGAAUGUCAGUGUUCUGCCAUGGCCAGCGAAGAGCCCGGAUCUCAAUCCUUUGAGCACAUCUGGGACCUGUUGGAUCAGAGGGUGAGGUCUAGGGCCAUUCCCCCCAGAAAUGUCUGGGAACUUGCAGGUGCCUUGGUGGAAGAGUGGGGUAACAUCUCACAGCAAGAACUGGCAAAUCUGGUGCAGUCCAUGAGGAGGAGACACACUGCAGUACUUAAUGCAGCUGGUGGCCACACCAGAUACUGACUGUUACUUUUGAUUUUGACCCCCCCUUUGUUCAGGGACACAUAUUCAGUGGAACCUGUUCAGUUUAUGUCUCAGUUGUUGAAUCUUAUGUUCAUGCAAAUAUUUACACAUGUUAAGUUUGCUGAAAAUAAACGCAGUUGACAGUGAGAGGACGUUUCUUUUUUUGCUGAGUUUAUGUCAAAGACAAUUACAAAAUAAAAUACCUACAAAUAUGUUCAGUUCAAAUCACUCUUCUGACAUGAAUGGGGUUUUGACAGAAUUCUCUACGGCGAUGCGACUUCAAUUAAAUGGGUUUUAAUUAAAAGAAGAGCUGUCUUGCCUAGCUAUUUGCCUCUUCCAAACAGCUCCCCUGGUGUGUAAAUGAAAAUGCAGAUGCGGAGAUGAUGGAAAUUGUUUGUGCAUAAAUCUAGGACGAAGUCUUAGAAUGGGUGUAUCUGUGGCUCUCUUAAAGGGAAUUGACUUAUCAUGCAGAAUGUGUAUAUACUGUGUAUACCUUUUGGAUAUAAUGUAUUAUCAUGUUGGUGUUGUGGUAUUUCACUGUUCCGAAUUUGACACUUCCAGUUGAGGUAGUAAUUUGAUAUUCAGUUCAACCAAUGGGAAGGGAUAAGAAUUACUACAAUUUAUGCUGUCAAAUUGUCUCUGUCUCAUAGCCGAUACCAGAGGAGCUACAGAGUGGAGAAGAAUUUGGAUAUGUUGUGGCUUUUCGUCCUCUUGGUACAAGCACGUGGAAGCAGACUGUGCUGGCUUCACCUGAUGCAUCAAGAUACACCUUCAGGAACGACAGCAUCCCACCCCUCUCCCAAUUUGAGGUGAAAGUUGGAGUCUACAACAACAAAGGAGAAGGCCCAUCUAGCCAUGUGGUUGUAGUGUAUUCUGCAGAGGAAGGUUAGUUAUUUUGACUAUUUCUCAAGUUGCUGAUGAAAUGGAAGCUUUGGGUUAGUUUGACUUUAAUGUUUAACAUUCUUGAUAAUGUCCUUGGUCUAAAUUUGUAAUGCUUAGAGCCCUCUGAACCCCCGUCCAGAGUGUGGACCCGGACUCUGUCAGCCUCUGAAAUCGAGGUGUAUUGGGAACCCAUCACCCAGACAGCCAGCAGUUGGAAGAUCAUUGGAUAUGAGGUAUGAAAAAUAUCCCAAGAAUCAUGAUGCUGGUACAGAGCAGAAAACAGCAUGAUAGAUACAGUAUUAUCCUCACGAUGAUUGACUCAGCAAUAGGUUGGCAUGCAUUUAAAUAGAACUGCCAAUGGCAAAAACGUGAAGUUCCCCUACACCGAAAAAUACCUUGGGAUACAAAGGUAUAUUUCUCACCAUCUAAUCUAGAGAGUGAAGAGGUCUGUCCACAGCUGUUCCAGUCUCCCAAGGAGCCUAAUACCCUGGCUGCUACUCUGCCUGAGUAGUGUUCUAUAAAUCACCCCUCACAAGUGUGAACAUCAUAUAUCAAUUUCCUCCACAACUAACACUGUCUCUAAUCUAACCCAUUUUCCCCUUAGUAUAGCCCAAGACUGUCUGGCUGUAGAGAAGGCCCAGGUUGCUUGACCUCCAUUGUGAACCUGUAAGGUCACUCACAGCCCCUGGUUAUCAGGUCCAGAAUUAAAUCAUCAAACAACGGUGCUGGAAGUGUCUCUAAUGCUGUCGGGAGGUCUGGAAUAACCUUAAUGUCUUUGGUUCCAGGUCCUUUGUUGGGAGGAGGGGAUGCAGGAGAGUGAUGCUGAGAUGGUGAGGGUCACAGACACUGCAGCUCUUCUCUCUGGGCUCAAGAGCAGUACUGUGUAUCUGAUCUCAGUCAGGGCCCAGAACAGCGCUGGAGCAGGUCCUUCUAGCCCCGCAGUCAACGUCACCACCAAGAAACCACGUGAGUAUUCUCUGAGAUGGGACAGCUGUCACAUGCAAUUUGAGCGUUUUUCUCUUUACAAGUCUGCUUUCACGUGUAUGAAGCCUGCAUAUCCAGUAGAGGUUUAUAUUAAUGGAAUUGUGGUGGAAUGCAGCAGUAUACACUACAACUUCAAUGACUUUAGAGCCUCUGUGAAUACUUUACAUCAACAGCACUGCUGAGACAAAACAUAAUCCUCUGGGUAAAGUCUUGACUGCAUGUUAACUGCAAGACUAACGAAUGGAAUUGGCUUAUGUCAUACCUACAAACGUGAAUUAGCAGUGUAGUGGGCAGUAAUUUUCUAUAUGUGUAUAUUGUAAGUACAUCAUAUGCGACUCGUAAUAAGACUAAGCAAUUAUCCUAUUAAAAUGUUUAUCUGACUCCAUAAAGAUAAUUAGCAAUAUGCAAGAGACUAUGGUUGAGUUACAGUAAUAGGCAAUGAUGAAAUGUCUGAGAAUGGAUUCUAAAUACAAGUUUAUUUAACUACUUUGUAAAAUGAAUGGAUUCAUAUACAAGGCAUAAAGCUUAAGUUACAAGGCAUUAACAAGCAUUACAAGGCAUUAUUCUAAGCAUGAUCAGAGAGAGAGAGAGAAACCAUAGCCUGAAAGGCCAUGCCCCAAAAGUCCAUGAGGUGGAGAGAGAAAGAAAGAAAGAGUAUCUCACAACAGCAGGUCAGGAACAAAUAAGAGAAAGAACAAUGAAUCUUAGUAUUUUAUAAGCAUCUGUAUUUUUUGGAUUCAAAACCUGAGUUGUUGACCAAUAGUAUUACUGUAAAGUUAACCUCCAAUCAGAUAUCAGACCUACACGAUGUAACCUCUGCUUCUCAGAGGUGUGACAAUGUGGGAUGGCAAGAUCAACAUAGAUAAUGUUAAAUUCUUAAGACAACACAUAGCAAAUUAUUGCGUACAGUUGAUAAGAAGAGUCACUUCUGGGGCUCUUUAAUAAAUUAAAAAAUCGGUGAUAAGAUGCUGUUCGCCUUGACUACUCAGGGAGAGGAGGCGUGUUUAUGAGCUUAUCAGAGUUAGACUCAAUUAUUCAACUACUAACUCUAUCACAAAGCAAUCAGCUCUCCUCCUUUUGUUAUCUUCUAGUCGAGAACCACUGGGCACAGAUGUCAAUUCAACAUCUAUUCCACGUUGGUUCAAUGUAAUUUCAUUGAAAUUACGUGGAAAUAGGGCUGGGCGGUAUACCGUAUUUUACAAUAUACCGAUAUUGAUGCACGGACCGGUUUUGGUUUUUACUUUACCUUCUAUAACGGUAUUUGAAUGUUUGGUUUGUUAAAUGUGAUAAGCCGCGUGUAACGUCCAUUUUUAUAGUUUACUUCGCUACUUGAGUCAUCUCUCUCUGCUCUCUCUCUCUCCAUGCCGCUUUCCUAGCCCACCCCGUCACUCAAGGAGCACAAAUGUUGUUCCUCGACCACGAGACACUUGCGUUCAGUCUGCAUGGUCAAUGCAGCAUAUGCAACAAUGUUGAUGAUAACAAUGCAGUUUUCACUUUGCUUCUUAAUAUAAAUCCACUAGCAUUCUAUAAUAACACUAUUAGUUUGUGUUUCUUACAUCUGCAAACAGCUAGUUUGUAUUUUCUUAGCAAGUUGGGCCUAAAUCUUGUUAGCUGCUAAUGCUAAUUGCUAGUUAUCUGGCUAGCUAGCUAGCUAAUAAAUGUACUGAGUCAGAGCAAACGUAAUUAGCUAUACAGCCUGAUAAUAACAGUGAUGGUGUAGACCUAAAUCAGCAUGUUGUUUGUGUAACAGUAUCUUCUAAAUCAAAGAGGAAUACGUGAAGCAUGAAAAUGUUAGCUACAUGAAGUAGCUAAGAGAAAACAUUCAAUGUAGCCAAAGAUUACAGGGUCCCCUAGGAAACACAUUAUCAACACUUUGGUUCCUACCCUGUCACAAUAACUCCUCCCUGGCAUUUUCAUUCAUUGUCAUGUCAAACAACACUGUGCCUAUAGAAUUAGAAUAAUCAUUCUAUUUCCAUGAUUCCAACAGUUCACCCAAGUUGUUUUGCACUAAAUCGCAAGUAAAAUCGCAAUUGCAACAUUUGGUUAAAAAUAAGACCUAUAUUGUGCCCAUAUCAUGCAUCCCUACGUGGCAGUGUGACAAUGAUCUCAAAUUAGUGCAGGAAAUGCAGAAAUUAAUGAAAAUGCUGAAAAGUAUUUUUGGUUGAAGUUUAAUUGAACAGUAUAAAACAAUCAAAAUGGAGAAAGACCCAUUGAAAUCACUUAGAAUGUAUGUGUUGCCACCCUAGGGUCACGCACUACUCAUAAAGCAAAUUUAGAACUUUUAUUAUUCAAAUACAUAAAAUACUGUCAAAUACCGUACAUUUUCUUUUUCAUACCGUGAUAUGAUAUUUUGUCCAUAUCGCCCAGCCCUACUUGGAAACAACGUUGAUUCAACCAGUGUGUGCCCAGUGGGGAGUUCCUUCAUACAGCAGUGAUUAAGGGGAUGUUUAAAGUGAGAAAGUCAUUUCGAAGUCAUUUCAGCUAUUGACGGAAUUGUGCAUGAUUAAUUUGUGUGGCUAUAUGAUUGCAUAUCUUUCAGCACCAAGUCAACCUCCAGGGAAUAUUGAGUGGAACUUGACAAACUCCAAGAUCUUUUUGAAUUGGGAGCAUGUCAAGGCAAUGGGAAAUGAGUCUGAGGUGACAGGAUAUAAGGUGAGUGUUGUCAGUGUAAUAGCAGAAUCUUUGAAAACUAGGAAACAAAUGCAGUUUCUUGGCUUACCUCUACAGCUGUCUUAUCUAUUAAUGACUCCCUGAUCACAAUAGAAAUAUAAACCUUUCCAGUGUCACGUAUGGAUGGUCCAUACAACAUUUUAAAGACUGUUCCUGGUGAUAUGACACAAAACAAACCUGUUUCUCCAUUGUGCUGGGUUUCCACUGAGUAGGUUUGAUUGAACGUCUGCAAUGUUUUGAUAUGGAAACACAAAAUGUGUCCUUGUGGAUAGUUGUUGAGGCAACACUUUCCCUAAUGGCGUCCCUAAUGGCAGAACACCCUGAUGAUACAUUCUUCCCUGCCUUUUGAUCCCUCUGAACUCUGAAUGCUCAGUAGUAAAAAGUGUUUGAACAUGCGUAACAGGAAGCGUUUCAUGUCAUCCUGGGUAUCUGAACUCUGGGAGCAUUCAGCAGAGGAUUAUGACUCAGAAAAGGUGCUGGUUUCUUUUAAAGUAUUAAUUUACAACUGAGCGCCUUUUGCUAAUUUAUUGAUCUGAUGUGGCUCAGAGAUAUGAAAGAGAAGGCGAGGAAGCAGCUGGGUGCCUGUGAAGCUCCACACUCAGACACUAGCCUCCAUGGAGCGCCACAGGGGCCACACUAGCACCUCGCACUAUAAUUUGCAAUUCAUGUCAUCCUCUGGAAAGGGUCUGCAGAGAAAUACAAAUACAAUUUCUUAAGACUAUUUGGCUACACCAGAAAAUACUUUUAUAUUUUUUUCUGAAGAGUUUGUCAGUCUCUGAGAAGCAGCUUCUCUUUCCUAAAAUAAAAAACAGUACAGUGUCAUUAUCCGUAAACCACUAAUUUCUCAUUUACAGUGGGGAAAAAAAGUAUUUAGUCAGCCACCAAUUGUGCAAGUUCUCCCACUUAAAAAGAUGAGAGAGGCCUGUAAUUUUCAUCAUAGGUACACGUCAACUAUGACAGACAAAAUGAGAAAAAGAAAUCCAGAAAAUCACAUUGUAGGAUUUUUAAUGAAUUUAUUUGCAAAUUAUGGUGGAAAAUAAGUAUUUGGUCAAUAACAAAAGUUUCUCAAUACUUUGUUAUAUACCCUUUGUUGGCAAUGACACAGGUCAAACGUUUUCUGUAAGUCUUCACAAGGUUUUCACACACUGUUGCUGGUAUUUUGGCCCAUUCCUCCAUGCAGAUCUCCUCUAGAGCAGUGAUGUUUUGGGGCUGUCGCUGGGCAACACGGACUUUCAACUCCCUCCAAAGAUUUUCUAUGGGGUUGAGAUCUGGAGACUGGCUAGGCCACUCCAGGACCUUGAAAUGCUUCUUACGAAGCCACUCCUUCGUUGCCCGGGCGGUGUGUUUGGGAUCAUUGUCAUGCUGAAAGACCCAGCCAUGUUUCAUCUUCAAUGCCCUUGCUGAUGGAAGGAGGUUUUCACUCAAAAUCUCACGAUACAUGGCCCCAUUCAUUCUUUCCUUUACACGGAUCAGUCGUCCUGGUCCCUUUGCAGAAAAACAGCCCCAAAGCAUGAUGUUUCCACCCCCAUGCUUCACAGUAGGUAUGGUGUUCUUUGGAUGCAACUCAGAUGUCUUUGUCCUCCAAACACGACAAGUUGAGUUUUUACCAAAAAGUUAUAUUUUGGUUUCAUCUGACCAUAUGACAUUCUCCCAAUCCUCUUCUGGAUCAUCCAAAUGCACUCUAGCAAACUUCAGAUGGGCCUGGACAUGUACUGGCUUAAGCAGGGGGACACGUCUGGCACUGCAGGAUUUGAGUCCCUGGCGGCGUAGUGUGUUACUGAUGGUAGGCUUUGUUACUUUGGUCCCAGCUCUCUGCAGGUCAUUCACUAGGUCCCCCCGUGUGGUUCUGGGAUUUUUGCUCACCGUUCUUGUGAUCAUUUUGACCCCAUGGGGUGAGAUCUUGCUUGGAGCCCCAGAUCGAGGGAGAUUAUCAGUGGUCUUGUAUGUCUUCCAUUUCCUAAUAAUUGCUCCCACAGUUGAUUUCUUCAAACCAAGCUGCUUACCUGUUGCAGAUUCAGUCUUCCCAGCCUGGUGCAGGUCUACAAUUUUGUUUCUGGUGUCCUUUGACAGCUCUUUGGUCUUGGCCAUAGUGGAGUUUGGAGUGUGACUGUUUGAGGUUGUGGACAGGUGUCUUUUAUAUUGAUAACAAGUUCAAACAGGUGCCAUUAAUACAGGUAACGAGUGGAGGACAGAGGAGCCUCUUAAAGAAGAAGUUACAGGUCUGUGAGAGCCAGAAAUCUUGCUUGUUUGUAGGUGACCAAAUACUUAUUUUCCACCAUAAUUUGCAAAUAAAUUCAUUAAAAAUCCUACAAUGUGAUUUUCUGGAGAAAGAAAAUCUCAAUUUGUCUGUCAUAGUUGACGUGUACCUAUGAUGAAAAUUACAGGCCUCUCUCAUCUUUUUAAGUGGGAGAACUUGCACAAUUGGUGGCUGACUAAAUACUUUUUUUCCCCACUGUAUGUCAAACUACUGGGUCACUUAAAUUAGUAUUAUUGAUAUCAGAUACUCACCAUGGUAUUCCCUCUCCCGUCUCUAGGUGCUGUACCGUCAGAACUGGCUUGGGAAGACCAGCGUUGUGGAGACCAACAGGACCAGCAUGGAGCUGCAGGUCCCCUCUGGUGAGGACUACCUCAUUGAGAUCAAAGCCUUGAGUGGUGGAGGGGAUGGCAGCAGCAGUGGCCCCAUAAGGAUCCCAAAGAUGUCCGGUAAGAGAUCACUGUUUUUGGCUUUCACCAUUCACAGGAUUAACUUUUGGUACAAUAGAUUCAAGGUUUCCAGAGUGCCUUCAACUAAAUUAUUUCAUAACAAUGAAUCACCCAGGUACUGUAUGUUUGUUGAUGAGUGUUGGUCUUUUUCAGGUCUUAACUCAAAGGGCCAUUUCAACUCAGCUCCAAGCAAGAUUUGUGCAGUUAUGUUUUUUAUACUUUCAAGGUUAACUUUAUAAGACUUAAACAUGUAAUGCCUUUAAUGAACUCUAACUUUCAGAGUCAAGUACUCAACAAAGGAUGUGUUUUAGGUGUACUUUUCACUUCUCAAGAAUGUGAAAUCAACAGCUAACUAUUUAGACUAUUCAACGCAGCUGCAUUGCCUUAUUGUAUGCAUUUUUGUAUUAAUUUGUCAACUAAGCUUUUGAGUGUUUUAUGUCUAGAUUUUAUGCCGAAAAGAUAGGCUUUUACAUAUGAGAAGAUUGUCAAACCUUAGAACAAUCCACAUGAGAUAUUUAUAAAUGGCAGAAAUAUGAAAGUAAUCAAAUGAAGGCACAAACGUGCCCCUUAAUGAUGUUGGUUAUGUCCCUCAGUAAUUACAUAUCAAAAUGUUUAGUUCCCCAUGGCCAUGUCAAGCUUCUCUUUAGAAUAACAUGAUGUCCUUUUCUAAUGGUAGAGAUACAGUACCUUGCCUAUGUGUGCCUCAUCCCUGUGUUUUGUGUGACCUGUUUGUUUGUUAUUGUAAAUGUUCUGUAAGAAUGAUUCAACUGUUGAAACGACCAUGGUUCACUCGGAGGUUGUCCUUUAAUUCCUUAAUGAAGCACAAUGACAGUAUGAUCUGUCUGGUGGCCAUCAACAUUCAGCAGAUUCUGUGAAAAACUAUCCCAGUUCUGUGGUAUAUGGACAUUCUUGAGGUUUCACAUAUGCUAUCGUCAACAUUUAACAGUAUCAUCAUGGUCAAUAUGACCAUCACAGACAUCUUGGCUCAAUAUGCAGAACUAUACAGAAAAACAUGUUAAUGUGUAUUGAAACAGUACCUGGGGAAGAUUUUCUCAAACAUUUUCGAUUAAUUCAACUCUUUCUCCAUGGUUCGUAAUCAAUAUAUUUCAAGUUGUGGCUGAGUUGUGCUUGAUAGGUGUUGCAUAACUGUUUUAAUACUAUUGUAUUAACAAACAAAAGAUAUCUCUGUGAGAUGUAAUUGAGAAUGAAUAAAACAUUUCAAAUUGAAAUGUCUAUUUUAAAUGUGUUUCAUUUCAGGUGUGUGUACCCUUUUGAAAGUGCCAGGGAGAAUGACAGCCAUCAUUCACAGGAGUCAGUGUGACACCCCUCUGCAUUAAUAGUUACCAUUCAGUUACCAUGAACAGGUAGCUCACAACACUGACAGCAUGGCUGCUGUGCUUUCCCUUGCCAAGGUUUUAUUUUUGAACACAAUCAACAUUUAACUGAAUACUUUGGUUCUUGCUUAGCAUAAAAUUAACAAAUCCAAUUCCUGUAGUGUCAGUCCAUGCAUGCAAUUUAGAUUGUUUUAAUCAGAAUUGAAUUACCUGAUUUCGAUUUGAUGCACUGCAACUGGCAGUGAACACUGACCCUACUAAUGAAAAGUGGCAGUUGCACCCACAAACAUUGUCCAGUGCUUUCCAUAGCCUAACACAUCAUGAUUACAUAAUGGUUUAGGGGACUUUAGGGUUAACUGUGCUAAUUCUAUCGAGAAUAUCAAUGAACCUUACUUGGGUUAGACAAGAACAUAUUGCCUGGGAAUAACUACCUUCAUGCUCUUGCUAAUAUUGCCCUAUUAUCAGAUGCACUGAUGUCAAAACAUUGAGAAGUAUCAAGAGAAAAUAAUUGCUCCCUUCAUGCUAACCCACGGUGGUAUUUGUAAGCAGCUCAAUACUGCUGAAUGUAUGUGUAUUGUGUGGAUGUACCUUCCCCACAUGAAACAAAUCUCAUGCUUCCAAUCUAUAUGGUUGCCUGGAGACAAUCCAUUCAAAGCCUUGUGCAUACUGAUUGUUAAUUACCAAUAGCUCAAGGUUAACCUCUCAUGAAUACAGAAAUUAUAUAGAUUAUUUUUCAGAUACUUUUAGAUUACCUUUGAAAUGUUCAUGUUUUCAGAGGUCAGGUCCCCUGUAUGAGCUCUGUUGAACACUGUACACUGCUAGCAUAUGAUUGAAGGCUCUCAUAAUUAUUUCCAAUUAUAACAACUUUCUUAGAAAACAAAUUAACUUGCAACAGGCAAUUAGAAUGGUAAACAUUCAGUAAUAGGAAUAGCGGGUGACAAAGGAAAUCCACGGAACCGUUUUGAAUCAAGCAAAAUAUUUGUCUAGUUGUUUCCUCCUGACAAACAAAGUUAUGUCGAAUGCAUGAUAUUGAAAUGCUGAUUUCUGAUAUUGUAUUUAUUUAUAUUGGAUAUAUUGUACAUGUCAACUUUACAAGCGACAAAUUCAUCAACUCACACACAGGAUGUACUUCAUAAUGUGCCAGGUAACAUUUCAAAUAUGAUAUUUAGGACAGCAAAUGAUACAAAAAGUUCUGUGUACCACAUGGCAGAUGACAUUUCCAAGACGAGGCAUGACACCAAAGUAGAGUAAGUGCAUUCCAGCCAGCCACACAUUGGAAUAAUCUUAUCAGGUUGGCUGACAGGUAAGUGUCUGGACGUGGACAUUAAUCUCCUGAGAACUGCUCUAACUGUGGAGUACCCAGGGAUUUCAUAGCAGAUGCCAGGCCAUCUGAAAAUAGAAGCAGGUGUAGGAAUGAAAGUAGAAGAAGUGUACUUAAAAUGUCCUAUGUCACGUUAUGUUGCACAAAGGUACUAUAUGUGUCUUAAAUAAAACACAGAUAAUUGAUCUGAUCUCUUAACUGAUUAUUUUUCAUCACAGUGUACCAUCAGUAUGUCGAUCAUGAACUGUGAAUUAAUAGUAAAGAUGUCUUAUCGUGGUUAUUACUUAUUCAUAUCCUGAGAGGGACAUACAAUACUAUACCUUCAAAAAGGUAGUUGUCACAGUAACACUGUGAAGAGAUAUGAUGCAGACCUCCAGGAGGGGUUAUAUUCCUCACUGACAGAGUUUAGGUACAGUACCAGUCAAAGGUUUGGACACACCUACUCAUUCAAGGGUUUUUCUUUAUUUUUACUAUUUUCUACAUUGUAGAAUAAUAGUGAAGACAUCAAAACAAUGAGAUAACACAUAUGGAAUCAUGUAGUAACGAAAAAACUGUUAAACAAAUCAAAAUAUAUUUUAUAUUUGAGAUUCUUCAAAGUAGCCACCCUUUGCCUUGAUGACAGCUUUAAACACUCUUGGCAUUCUCUCUACCUUCAUGAGGUAGUCACCUGGAAUGUAUUUCAAUUAACAGGUGUGCCUUGUUAAAAGUUAAUUUGUGGAAUUUCUUUCCUUAAUGCGUUUGAGCCAAUCUGUUGUGUUGUGACAAGGUAGGAGUGGUAUACAGAAGAUAGCCCUAUUUGGUAAAAGACCAAGUCCAUAUUAUGGCAAGAACAGCUCAAAUAAGCAAAGAGAAAUGACAGUCCAUCAUUACUUUAAGACAUGAAGGUCAGUCAAUCCGGAACAUUUCAAGAACUUCACUUCAAGUGCAGUCGCAAAAACCAUCAAGCGCUACGAUGAAACUGGCUCUCAUGAGGACCGCCACAGGAAAGGAAGACCCAGAGUUACCUCUGCUGCAGAGGAUAAGUUCAAUAGAGUUAACUGCACCUCAGAAAUUGCAGCCCAAAUAAAUGUUUCACAGAGUUCAAGUAACAGACACAUCUCAACAUCAACUGUUCAGAGGAGACUGCGUGAAUCAGGCCUUCAUGGUUGAAUUGCUGCAAAGAAACCACUACUAAAGGACUUGCUUGGGCCAAGAAACACGAGCAAUGGACAUUAGUCCAGUGGAAAUCUGUCCUUUGGUCUGAUGAGUCCAAAUUGGAGAUUUUUGGUUCCAACCGUCGUGUCUUUGUGAGACGCAGAGUAGGUGAACGGAUGAUCUCUGCAUGUGUGCUUCCCACCAUGAAGCAUGGAGGAGGAGGUGUGAUGGUGUGGGGGUGUUUUGCUGGUGACACUGUCUGUGAUUUAUUUAGAAUUCAAGGCACACUUAACCAGAAUGGCUACCACAGCAUUCUGCAGAGAUAUGCCAUCCCAUUUGGUUUGUGCUUAGUGGGAUUCUAAUUUGUUUUUCAACAGGACAAUGACCCAAAACACACCUCCAGGCUGUGUAAGGGCUAUUUGACUGAGGAGAGUGAUGGAGUGCUGCAUCAGAUGACCUGGCCUCCACAAUCACCCGACCUCAACCCAAUUGAGAUGGUUUGGGAUGAGUUGGACCGCAGAGUGAAGGAAAAGCAGCCAACAAGUGCUCAGCAUAUAUGGGAACUCCUUCAAGACUGUUGGAAAAGCAUUCCUCAUGAAGCUGGUUGAGAGAAUGCCAAGAGUGUGCAAAGCUGUCAUCAAGGCAAAGGGUGGCUAUUUGAAGAAUCUCAAAUAUAAAAUAUAUUUUGAUUUGUUUAACACUUUUUUGGUUACUACAUGACUCCAUAUGUGUUAUUUCAUAGUUUUGAUGUCUUCACUAUUAUUCUACAAUGUAUAAAAUCGUUUUUUUUUUUUACUGGCCUUCACGACCCAGUCAUGCUUUUCUUGGAUUUCAAUAUAGUCCCAACCCCCACCAUCCAUUGUAAAUCUUAAAUCAUAUAGCAGUCUUAUUUUUGACAAUACUUAAAUAGCUGUUAGAUAGAGAUCAGUUAAUUCAAGUAGGGACAGAUUAGACAUCCCCUCCUAAGGCCAUGUAAUGAAUUUUAUGCAUAAGAACCAGAGAACAUUUGGCCCAGAUUUCCCACAGAUAGCCACAGAAGUGGUGAAAGAUCACUGCAUAUGCACAAAGGAGUGUCAAGGUUUAGAGGAAGUCCCAGCAAAUGCAAUAUUGAAUAAUGUUGGUGAUAGAAAUAGUUUGUCGGAGUUAAAAUCAAAUGUUGUUUUGAAUGGUUGAGAUGUGUUGGAAUCUGUGAUUAAUAAAACAGUAAAUCGCUCUUAGAAUUAUGGAAAUAACCAAGACCUGAUCUCAAGUCCACACAAAACAUCUGCAAAUAUUUGUCAAGGUUUUAAAGAAAUAUUCAAGAGAAUAAGUAGUUGAUUUUAAAAAGAUGCAGGGCACAGAAGUUCUAAGACCCAGGUUAAAGCACUCAUAAUCUGCAAAGUGGCACAAGCUACUUGGCCUGCAAAUGCACAUGAAUAGUCAAGGUUCAGUACUGAUAAAGCUGGUCUCAGGACUGGGAGCUAUGACAGAGACAUAAUCUUUAAGGUAAACAGGAUUAGUACUCAAAGGGAAAGCAUUACCUUACCAACAGUGAGAUCAAAUUGAGUUUAAGUGUGUCAGACACUCACCGUGUGUGGUUGUCUCACCUAGCUAUCUUAAGAUGAUUGCACUCACUGUAAGUCGUUCUCAAUAGCAGCGUCUGCUAAAUGACAAAAAUGUAAUGUAAAUGUUAGCAUGUUCAGUUCAGGACAUUGUAUGUACCCUAUGUAUGUUGGAUUUUAUGUUUGUAAGUGUGUGCAGUACCAAGUCAACUGAUGGUUAUCAUAAAUUGAGGAAUUUGGAGCCAUUGGUUGGCAGAAUGGCUCACUUUUAGAAAAAUAGUUCCAUAUAGAAUCAAAAAGGGUUCUAUUGAUUGCUUCAUAUAUGGAACCUCUAAAAGUGAUAUAUGCACUCUUUGGUAGGGUUCUUCUUCACUGAACCGCCAUUUAUGAAUUAUGGCUACUACUAAUAUAAUAGUAAUAUUAAUAAGAAAAUUAUAUAAUAAAUAAUGAAAUAAUGCACAAAAUAAUACCAACAUAGUUUUGAGAUUUUAUUGUCAUUAUAGUCACACUCAAACAAACAGUUUAGAUAUUGCAAACAUUGUUUGGAAAUAUGCACUGGUGGGCAGGGAGGCACUUUGUUUGAAUGAAGGCCCAUGUCAAUCUUGGUAACUCUGGAUGCCUUCACAGGGUUCAUGCCUUCUUUAUGGAAAAGGACUGUAUGGGUUAUUGCCUGGCUGGUUCCUGAGAAGAAGAAAAAAAGGAGCAUAAACUUGAGUCAAUCUUAUACCUGCAAGAAUGAAGGAAAAAUGCUAUGCAGACAUAUAAUUAUUAUGAUGUAGAAGACCAACUUACAUGCAGUUGCUGACAUCAGUAGCAAUGAUAUUUGGGUUCAGCGGCAACAUAGCUAGUCCCUUUUUCUGAAAAGGGUUCUUACAAUUUAACCAAAGAACGAAAAGGUUCUAUAUAGGUGUGCAUAUUGUCAAGUCAAUCUGUAAGGUCAACUCUGAAGGGUUGAUAGAUUGAGAUUUUGAUAGUAGUUGACAUUAUGGCCAAAACAAAAGUGAACAAAUCAUUUAUUCAAAAAUGUAAGUAAAAAAACAUAUACUUGCAAUAAACAUUCAAAAUGUUAUGUGGCCAACUUUGAUACAUUUUUUUAAUGUAUACAGUUUAACUCUUUAGAACCCAUAGCAGCCGUCAGUGGGCUUUUUAAAAAAUACUAUAGCGACCGCGAACUGCCUUGUUUUUCAAACAAUAAUGUCUGUGUCAAUAUAGCAAAAUUAACUUGCAAACAACUUGUCGUAGUAUUUGCAGGGCUGUUGUCAGAAACCAGAAACCGGAAACAGGGUAUGCUGUCAUUUGACUUAAAAAAGAAAGAAAAUCACUUAAUUACUCAAAAUGACGGCGCCGAAGCGGACACGACUUUUCACUGUGAAAGAGGCUGUAUAUAUGUUGGUUGGUGAUACAGCUAACUAGUUGGUUGUUUUGUCUUGUUUCUACCGAUGUAAAUCAUAUAGAAACGGCCCAAGCUGCUUGCUAUAGCUAGCUAGCUAGCCAGUUAGUCUGUCAGGCAAGAAAAGUUGUGUGUAGUGCUCACAAAGCAUCAACCUCAGCUGUCACUUUCACUAGCUAGCCAUACAGACGAUCAGCUAACUAGUCACCAAAAUGAAGGUUGGAGUAGUUUGUGUUUAUCUGUUGGGCUUAGGUUAUGGUUUGUCAUGUUUGCUAGGUACAGAUAUUCAUAGGCUAUACAUUGCCUCGUUUUCCUAUUAUUUGACAGCUUAGCUGUUGUGUUAGGGUAGAUGCCCUCGCAGUAGAGCUCAUAUGAUAUUGAGUUGGAUAUUUGUUUACAUAGCCAGCUAACAAGUUGCUUGUUUAGUCCAGCUUCGUAACUAAUCAGCUAACAUUGGCGAACUCUGUAGUUAGUCUGUCAGGCAAGAAAGCGAGAGUUGAUUGGAGGCGAGAGAGAGAGAGAGAGAGAGAGAGAGAGAGAGAGAGAGAGAGAGAGAGAGAGAGAGAGAGAGACUGUGUGAGAGGGAGAGAGAGAGAGUAUAUGUUCCUGACCACAAUUGUCUCCUAUUUGUUGCUCCUCUCCCUCUGUUACUCUGUUCCUCUUUGUCAGUGGAAGAGAGGGAAGUGAUAUGGUGAGUCAGGGCUCAGCAGCAAAAGGCAGGGAGGAACAUGAGUUAAGAGAUGAUUGGAGGGAUAGAGAUGUGGAGUGAGGAGGAAUGGAAGGAGAGGAGAGUGGCGGGAGAGAGGAAGAGGACAGUAAAGAGGGAGAGGAGAGAAGAGGGAGAGAGGAGGAGGAGAGUGAAGAGCAGGGAGAGGAGAGUGGAGGGAGAGAGGAGGAGGAGAGUGAAGAGCAGGGAGAGGAGAGUGGAGGGAGAGAGGAGGAGGAGAGUGAAGAGCAGGGAGACGAGAGUGGAGGGAGAGAGGAGGAGGACAGUAAAGAGGGAGAGGAGAGUGGAGGGAGAGAGGAGGAGGAGAGUGAAGAGCAGGGAGAGGAGAGUGGAGGGAGAGUAACAGAGAAAAAGAGGGAGAGGAGGAGGAAGAGGGAGAGGAGAGGAAGAGGGAGAGAAGGAGGGAGAGGAGUUGGGAGAGGAGGGAGAGGAGGUAACAGAGGGAGAGGAGAGGGAAGAGGG
This is a messenger RNA of Coregonus sp. 'balchen', 41948 nucleotides long. Lineage: Eukaryota; Metazoa; Chordata; Actinopteri; Salmoniformes; Salmonidae. The record is from the annotation of a GenBank genome assembly.